UUGCCUUUCCCCUUUCUCCUUCUAAUCUACGCUAAAUCCUCGACGAAUUCCUAAUUACAAACCCCCAAUUUUUCUUUUUCAAGAAACCCAAAACGGAAGGAAGUAGAAAAGAGUAAUGAAACGAGCUCACAUAAAUCGAAAAUGCUCGCUGCCAAUUAUCUCCGUUUCGAUUUCUGCUGUGAUACUGAUUUUCAUCUUCACUCUGUCCCACCCCAAACCCACCAAUUCUUCUUUCCCAUCUUCGAAAUCAGUUGACUCCGCCGAUUCCUCAGCCUCGCCGGAACUGCCGCGGUUUGCGUACUUCAUCUCCGGCACAAGCGGCGACGGCGGGCGGCUGAAGCGGCUGCUUCAGGCGUUGUACCACCCGCGGAAUUACUAUCUGCUCCACCUGGAUUUGGAGGCCUCCGACGCCGAAAGGCUUGACCUUGCCAAGUAUGUCAAGUCUGAAUCAGUAAUUAAGGAGUUCAAGAAUGUGAUGGUUAUGGGGAAGGGUAAUUUGGCCACUCCCAAAGGUCCGACGACAAUGGCGUCCACACUUCACGCGAUUGCGAUUCUGUUGAAGCGGGCGAAGCACUGGGACUGGUUCGUCAACAUUGGAGCCUCUGAUUAUCCGCUUAUGCCGCAGGAUGAUAUUCUGCACAUAUUCUCGUACUUGCCUAGGGAUCUGAAUUUCAUCGAGCAUAGUAGUGACUUGGGUUGGAAAGAACAACAAAGAGCUAGGCCUAUAAUUAUAGAUCCUGGAUUGUAUCACUCGAAGAAAUCCGGUGUGUUUUCGGCCAAAGAAAAACGAUCGUUGCCCGUUUCUUUCAAGCUAUUUUCAGGGUCCGAAAUGGUGGUUCUUUCAAGAUCGUUUCUCGAGUUCUGCAUAUGGGGGUGGGAUAAUCUCCCGCGCACACUUCUAAUGUACUACACGAAUUUCCUGUCUUCAUCCGAGGGCUACUUCCACACGGUAAUCUGCAACCACAAACACUACCAGAAAACAACGGUCAACCACGAUUUGCGUUACAUGAAGUGGGACGAACCUCCGAAGGAACAGCCUAUGAAUCUGACCGUGCUAAAUUUCGACAGCAUGGUCAAAAGUGGGGCCCCCUUUGCUCACAAAAUUUCUGAGGAUGACUCUGUUCUGGAUAAGAUUGAUAGGGAAGUAUUGAAAAGAUCCAAAGGGCGAUUUACGCCCGGUGGGUGGUGUGUAGGAAGUGUUAUUAACGGGGUGAAAGGGGAUUCUUGUUUAGUUUAUGGGAGUGGCGAUGCAAUUAGGCCUUCUUUGAGUUCGAAAAGAUUGGAGAGACUUGUAGCUUUGCUUCUCGAUUCCGAUAAUUUACGAUCUAAACAGUGUAAAUAAUUUUGAAAUGGCUUCGAUUUUUAGUUCAUCUUGUUGUAUAAAAGUAAUAUAUAUGACGUCGUUAUGUAAGUGUGAUUGUCGGG
Erythranthe guttata (spotted monkey flower) is the source of this 1425-nucleotide messenger RNA. RefSeq names its product Core-2/I-branching beta-1,6-N-acetylglucosaminyltransferase family protein. Lineage: Eukaryota; Viridiplantae; Streptophyta; Magnoliopsida; Lamiales; Phrymaceae. Gene Ontology annotation, cellular component: membrane. The record is from RefSeq and is a predicted model, not a curated record. Gene Ontology annotation, molecular function: glucuronosyltransferase activity.